Molecule: messenger RNA, 958 nt
Organism: Verruconis gallopava
Lineage: Eukaryota; Fungi; Ascomycota; Dothideomycetes; Venturiales; Sympoventuriaceae
Exons: 1
Coding region: 1-939 (312 amino acids)
Source: RefSeq, a predicted model, not a curated record
AUGCUCAAGUCGUAUGCCGUCGCACCUGUUGAGCGUCUACCCUGUGAACUCAUACAGCACAUCUUUCUACUCACCGACAUGGAUACGAACCUGCCGAGGGCGUCGCCAUUGCUUUCUCGCAGUCUGCUCGAUCAGUACAUCCUGCUGAAAUACUGCGAAAGAGCCUUCGCACGCCCGUCGAACAGCAACCAAGCGGUCAAUUAUCGGGAGCGACUUGAGCGUCGUCAACGCCAAAUCAAAGCCUUCAGUAUGAACUGGAUGACGUGGAGUUUCUUCUCGUCUUUCUUGAUAUGGUGGAAAGAACGGUCGGCCGCCGCAGACAUGGGCCAUCUUGACCCUGGCCAAUUCGAAUUGGAACUUUCUGAUGAAAAGCGUCAACUCCAGGCCCGGCGUUCCAACCUGUCCUGUCCUUGGCUACCAGAGAUCGUGUGUCCGCUUCCAAACAAGCUUCUUCGAGGCCCAUUCACGCCCGAAAAGUUAGCAUUUAUUCGGUGCCUACUAUCUAUAUCAAAUGCAAGCGUUGACUGGGCAAGCAAAGAAUCUGUGCGCCUGUCGACCGCGGCCAAGGUAGAGGCCAUCCUUGAACGCAACUUCGAAGCAGUACAUCUUCUCUCGAGGAACAGGAGGCUUGCCAAAGCGCCGAACCUCGAGCUAGUGAAGUUUGCGGUGAUUGAGGGUGGGUGCGACAGAAGCAUCGUCUUCGAGCUGAUGACAGCAGCCAGGCAAUGGGGCCUUCGCAGGUGGGUUGACGUUGAACUGGAUGCAUGGGUGGCCCGAGAGAUUGCCAAGGGAAAUCCAAAGGCAAGAUGGCUGAGGCUGAAGCUUGAAGAGCUGCGGUUUGGCAACUAUCCCGAUCCCAAGACCGGAGACUACGCGGGUGAUGGUCUGAUGGUGAAAAGAACGACACAGGUCGAAACGAAUGCCAUUCAGGAACUUUAGAAACGAAACAGUAGGCCCA